AUGGCGUCCAGGUGGAGGCGCACGGAUUUUGUGACGCUUCGGAGCGCGGAUACGGUGCAGCCGUGUAUCUGCGAAGCGUCAGAAAGGGCCAUAUCUCUGUCACCCUUCUCGUUACUGCUCGCCCAACUCGUAGAUUUCGUCCGAUCCAGUAUGGCCUCUGAGUUGACUAUCACGAGAGUAUUCGCCUGGAGUGACUCCAAAAUUGCGUUGUCUUGGAUAAAGUCCUCCCCCCAGAGAUGGAAAACUUUUGUGGCCAAUCGCGUGUCCCUCAUUCAGGACAUCAUUUCCCCCCGUUCCUGGCAUCACGUCGCCGGUUCAUCCAACCCUGCUGACUGCGCAUCCCGAGGGCUUUUCGCCGAGCAAAUAUUAAUUCACUCCUCUUGGUUCUGUGGUCCCCCUUGGUUGCGUCUUCCGGUGGAAGAGUGGCCCACCUUCGACUUCACCCCCGGAGACGAUGUGGAACUGGAACGUAAACCAGUGUUGACAUGUGUGUCCACCCCUUUAGUUGACUCGCUCGGAGAACUGUUAACCCGUUUCUCGUCGUUACGAAAAAUUGAGAGGAUCCUGGCUUAUUGUUGUAGGUUUCUAAAUAAUUGUCGUACCCCCAUUCCCAAGCGAGCGCUUGAUAAUUUGUCUUUUGCGGACACGUACCACGCCCGCACGUUGCUCACAGAAUACGUCCAACGUGAGGUGUUCGCCGGUUUGAUGAAGUGUCUUCGAAACGGUAAACUGUGCCCCAAACCUUUACGCUCCCUAGCGCUCUUUAUCGACGAGCACGGUCUCAUUCGAGUCGGUGGCAGACUCCGAGGUUCUGCGUUGUCUUUCGACGCAAAACAUCCUCUUCUACUACCUCGAAACCAUCGCUUUACCGAACUCGUGAUCGAAAAGUUCCAUAAGGAAAAUUGCCACCCGGGCCCCCAAUCGUUGUUGUACCAGAUUUCACAACAAUUCUGGAUUUUGUCCGCCCGCAGAGCAAUUCGUCACACCCUAUCGCAGUGUUACCGAUGCUUCCGUGUCCAACCUUCUUGUGUACAGCCAUUCAUGGCUGAUUUACCCCCCGUUCGUGUAUCGCAAGUCAAGCCAUUCGCGCAUACCGGUGUCGACUUCGCCGGUCCAAUUUCCAUUACCCUUUCGCGAAGGCGCGGCGCUAAGAUUCAGAAGGCUUACAUUUGCCUAUUGGUUUGCAUGGCUACCAAAGCCAUCCAUUUGGAAUUGGCUUCUGAACUCAGCUCAGAUGCAUUCUUGGCCGCUUUUCGGCGCUUUGUCGCUCGCCGCGGGCGUUGCACUGACAUGUAUAGUGAUCAGGUUAGAAAUUUUGUCGGUGCUAACCGGUUGUUGGUACAGUAUUGCCAGCAGUCCGCCGAACAGUGUGAGGUGCGCUGGCACUUCAACCCACCCUCCAGUCCUCACUUUGGAGGUCUUUGGGAGGCCGACGUCAAGUCGGUAAAGACCCAUUUGUUUCGUGUGAUAGGCUCUCAAAUCCUGACUUUCGAGGAAAUGUCGACAGUGUUAACUCAGGUGGAAUCCAUACUGAAUUCCCGCCCAUUAUGUAGCUGGGCAUUUUCUGACCCUGGAGCCCCUAUCUGCCCCUCCCGACGACACUUUAGCUAA
Cylas formicarius (sweet potato weevil) is the source of this 1611-nucleotide messenger RNA. RefSeq lists its product as uncharacterized. The coding region runs from base 1 to 1611 and encodes 536 amino acids. Lineage: Eukaryota; Metazoa; Arthropoda; Insecta; Coleoptera; Brentidae. Gene Ontology annotation, molecular function: nucleic acid binding. The record is from RefSeq and is a predicted model, not a curated record. The transcript is spliced from 2 exons. Gene Ontology annotation, biological process: DNA integration.